Messenger RNA from Cercospora beticola, 1368 nucleotides. RefSeq lists its product as uncharacterized. Gene Ontology annotation, biological process: carbohydrate metabolic process. Gene Ontology annotation, molecular function: hydrolase activity, hydrolyzing O-glycosyl compounds. NCBI's taxonomy places the organism in Eukaryota, Fungi, Ascomycota, Dothideomycetes, Mycosphaerellales, Mycosphaerellaceae. The record is from RefSeq and is a predicted model, not a curated record.
AUGAAGGUGCAAGUUUUGCUAACAUUGCACGGUCUUGCCAGCGUGGCGGCCGCGGCUACCUUCUUUCCACUUCUCAACCAGACGGACACAGAUGGAAAGCCUAUCCAAGCUCAUGGCGGGAACAUAAUCCAGGCUCAGAACGGCGACGGUUCUUGGUACUGGUUCGGAGAAGACAAAUCAUCGAAUAAUGGACGAUUCAAUGGAGUUUCGUGCUACAAGUCCUCCGACCUUAGCACGUGGACGAAUGAGGGACAUGCGCUGUCACCGAUCGCGAACACCAACAUAUCCGAUUCGCGUGUCGUGGAGCGUCCCAAGGUCCUCUACAACGACAAGAAUGCAGAAUACGUGAUGUGGUUCCACGGAGACUCCUCGAACUACGGUGAUGCUCAAGUUGGCGUCGCAACGAGCAAGACUAUCGAUGGCCAAUACGAAUGGAAGGGCAACUUCAAGCCUUUCGGCAACGACAGCAGAGACAUGACCAUCUGGAAAGAUCCCGAUGAUGGAUCAGCAUAUCUCAUCUUCGCCACUAGCAAUAACGCCGACUUCCAGAUUGCCACACUUGACGAUGACUACUACAAUGUCAAGGAAGCAAUCUAUACUUUCAGGGGAGUGUUUCAGGAGGCGCCAGGCGUUUUCAAGAUUGACGGCAAAUUCUACCUGAUCUUCUCACCUCAGGAUGGCUGGACUCCGACUGACAACGGCUACCACGUCGCGGAUAGCAUGUCCGGACCAUGGAGUGAUGCCACACUCCUGCAUCCCAAAGGAGCAUAUGCAUACUUGACUCAGAAUGCCUAUGAUAUUACGAUCAAAGGAUCAGAGCAGACUUUCUACCUCUACCUCGGCGAUCACUGGAAUGCGAAUAAUCUUGGAGCUUCCACUUACGCCUUCUAUCCUGUUUUAUAUGACGGCUCUGGCUUAGUACUACACCCAACUGGAGGCUGGACACUCGAUGUUGCAAAGGGUACCUGGGCCGAUCUUCCUUUCACGACAAUCACAGCCGACGACUCCACGACUCCCAAAGACCAACUGGUGCAAUGCGAGGACAACUGCGCAGGCGGGCUGGCAGCCAACAUGACCUCAACAGAGAACUCUUUCUCUUUCACCUGGGAUGGGAGCGAAGGCAACAAGGUUGUCCAGAUCCUGUACACGUAUCCUGGCGCCAAGAAUGCUUUCCGACAUAUUUAUGCCACAGUUGACGACGUCGAAGUCGAGGGCUGGGCGUUGCUCGAAACUACGAGAGCGCAGACAUUUGCCCAGCGAGCACCUAUUCCCUUGAAUCUUAAGAGUGGGAGCAAGGUCGUGCUGAAGAUGGCAGAGUCAGGAUUGGAAGUGCGAGUCGAUGGGGUGGAAAUCUACGACGCUGCUUAG